UCAACAACUGCUGGGGCUCCCCUUUCAUUUGUAGGAAUGGGCUGCUAAGACAGAGUGGGUGUGUGCACAGGGCAUGCAGACAGACAGAUAGCAGGGUGUGUUGUGUGUGGUGGUUAAAUGAAGUGAAAGAAAACAGGAGGAAGAAGAAUGUUGCGUAACACUCAGAGAAAUUGCUAAAAGGGAACUUUGAACAACUGCUGCAAAUUAACGGUGGAUUUAAAGGAACUGAUGGAAAUAAAUGCAUUAGCAGCUGUUUGAAAGUAUCAGCAUUUGGCAGGACUCACAGAGGAGAGGGAGAGAAGAGAGACAGAGAAAAAGAAAACAGGAAAGGUGAAAGGCUGCUUUCAAUCUAACUGAAGGCUUCCUGGGUCAGCACCAUGGGAAAGUCAGCCUCAAAGCAGUUUGCAGAUGAGGUGCUGCAGUGCCAUAAUGAGUUCAGGAGGAAGCACCAGGCUCCUCCACUGAAGCUGAGCAGCAAGUUGAGCAAAGAGGCAACCCGUUAUUCUGAGAGUCUGGCCAGCACACGGAUCCUGAAACACAGUGUGGAGUCCAGCAGGGGGAGCUGUGGAGAGAACCUGGCAUGGGCCUCUUAUGACCAAUCAGGAAAGGAUGUGACAGACCGCUGGUAUGAUGAAGUGAAACAGUAUAACUUCAACCGUCCUGGAUUCUCUUCUGGCACCGGUCAUUUCACAGCAAUGGUGUGGAAGAGCACUACAAAGCUGGGUGUCGGUAAGGCCACGGCAUCAGACGGUUCUUCCUUUGUGGUGGCCAGAUACUCCCCUGCUGGGAACAUCACUAACCAGGGACACUUUGAGAACAAUGUCCUCCCUGCUAAAACCACUACCUAAAGAAGUCUGAAUGCCCAACUCUUGACUCAAGCCAGAGGGCAUUUGUUCAUUUUUCAGAAGAGUCUGAAGUUAUCCGCCUGCACUGAUGUGCAGGAUCCUCAGGAGACCAUGCCUUGUACUUUCCUUGUAGAGAGAGCUCUCUUGUAUGGAUUUUAAGAGAUGAAACACUCAGGCUCAAAGUAUGCGCUUGUAUUUUGAAAAUGGCCCACUUAAGAAGCAGUGUUUAAAAUGAAAGACCCCUUACUGUUUCACAUUAUUAACCAAACUCUUCCAUGGUCGUUUUAACUGCCUCUGACAGUAUUUAAUCAUUAAUAACAUUACUUCCCUCUUUCACACACUGAAAACAGUUAACACCUAUGUGUUUCACAUCUCUAUGUGUGUUAGAAUGAGAACUGGGUCAGCGACAGUGACAGGAUUAACACAUUGACAUGUGAAGUCAUUGCUUGUGAUGUGGAGGUGAUUGUUGUUGUCAUCACUUGUCAAAACAGAACCCUGCAGUCGGUGUGAUGUGUUUUCAAGUGUAACAGGUUUUAUAUCAUGAAGCUGAAAUGUAUAUGGCAUCUGCUGGCAAUCUCCUGUGCCAACUGUAUUGUGUGAUGUUAUAAGAGAGAGAGAGAGAGAGAGAGAGAGAGAGAGAGAGAGAGAGAGAGAGAGAGAGAGAGAGAGAGAGAGAGAGGCAGAAAACAACGGGAGUUCAAUUUCAUAAUGGUACUUUUUUUCUAAAAAUCUGAGUCUUGCACAGUAGGCAUGUUUAACUUUAUGGAGUCUGACUAAUGUAAGAGCAUAUGGACAAUGUAGGUUGUUGAAAAUGUGAACAAUGAUUGACGACUAAUUGUUGUUGUUUAGUUUGUAUUAAAAGCCUGGUUUGGAAACUGA
Notolabrus celidotus (New Zealand spotty) is the source of this 1724-nucleotide messenger RNA. RefSeq names its product GLI pathogenesis-related 2, like (gene glipr2l). Bases 378 to 848 code for a protein of 156 amino acids. Gene Ontology annotation, cellular component: extracellular region. The transcript has 5 exons. NCBI's taxonomy places the organism in Eukaryota, Metazoa, Chordata, Actinopteri, Labriformes, Labridae. The record is from RefSeq and is a predicted model, not a curated record.